UGUCUGUGCCGUCCUACCUGUAAAUCCUGUCAGCCGGAACUUCUUUGCUGGCAAACAACAAAGCACCUGCACACUCAUAAAGGAAUACCAUGCUGCUGAUGGAAGCACUUGGCGGGGAAAAGAUAUGAAGUUUGGCAAAGGAGCAGUGUGUGAGCUGAAGUCACUGAGAAACUGGGCGAGCCUUUGUGUGUUGUUGGCGGUGGCGCUCCUACUGUACCAUGACCCAUUUCUACUACUGUGGUGGCCUCAGAAACCUGCUGAGAAAACUAAGACUGAUGCUUCACCCCUGGACAUGGCGACAGAUUCCAUUGAUGACAUGUACGACGGUUGCCGGUCUGAAUCAGCCUCUGUGAUCGACCUGUUUGGCGUGUUUGAGUGGCACUUCAAUGGAAACUUCAGUAAUGCCUGGGCUGCAGCUGAAAGCAGAGCAAGGAGACCUGUGCACGGGAACCUGAAAGAAGAGCACACUAUAGUUAUGUACAUGUACACUGAGGUGAAAAACCUUCAACAAGAUUUCAACCGUGCAGUGAAAACAGGGAGACAUAAUUACAGCACACACGGAUUUAAAUUCCACUAUUUCUACUUCUACCUGACUGAUGCCAUUCAAAUUCUGCAUCGCAGUCAGACAUUGUGCAGAACCACCUAUCACAUGACAUGGAAACGGUUUGACCAGGAUGUUGUCAACACAAACAUGCGUUUUGGUGCUUUCACCUUGGCAGUUUCAAGCAAACAAUCAUUUGAUCUUAAUGGCAGUGUGUCUUGUUUUGAGAUCUACUCAUGCUUUGGUGCUGAUAUAACAGAUUACUCUGCCACAAACCAAAUAGGACAGGUGCUGAUUCCUCCCUACGAGGUGUUCAAAGUUACAGACGUCCUGACAAAUGACCCAUGGUGCAGUGUUGUCUACAAGCUCGAGAGUACCAAAAUACCAAGGGGAGAUUUGAAUUGUAAAUUGCAUGACAGGCAAAUAAAAGCAUAUUUUGGAGCAGUUUUAAAUCACUGGAACACAAGUUAUGGGAUCAUGACUGCAUGCAUCGCACUGUUGAUUUUAAUUUCUAUAGUCCUUGUUAAACAAAGGCAGAAGCGUUUUGUGGCUGAAGUGUUCAUUGCUCUGCUGGUGGUGGUGAUGAUUCUGAUGAUACUGAGAGUUAGUUUGAUCAGAGAUAGGUGAAGGUGGGAAACUAUCUUGUGUUUGUUACCAGGAGAAUUCAUAAAUUAUAUUUUUGAAAGUUUUAAGGAAAUAAAAUAAAAAAAAUGUUCCCUUUUUUUAAAGCUCAGUUUUCAGAGGCUACUUUCUCGCCUCUAACUAGUUCAGAAUACAGCAGCUACACUUCUCACUGUUUUUAAUAGAAGACAUCACAUCACCCCCAAUCCUGGCUUCUUUUCAAGGACUCCCUGUACAUUUUAGGAUUGAUUUUAUAAUUAUACCAAUCAUUUUUAAAGCAUGUCUGGGUCUUGCCCCAAGCUAUAUGGUGGAAGUGUUGACCCCAUAUGAUCCAGCUUGCAGCUGUACAUCCUCCUUCUGGUAGUUCCAGAGUGGCGACUGAAAUCUAAAGGUGAAAGUGCUUUCGCCAUCAGGGCACCUUGGCUUUAGAACGACCUGCCUGAGGAGAAAAGUUUCGCAAAUUCAGUGACCCUUUAAAAUCACUCUUUAAAACCCAUUUUUAUAGACUUGCUUUGAUAUGAUGGCGUCUUUUUAUUCUCCUCACUUGCUUUUAUUCUUUUUAUUGUUUAUUUUUGUUUUCAUUGUUUAUUUCUCAUUGUCAUCUGUCUGUGUGUUGUGUUUUUGCAUUGUCUCUCUUGUCUAAAUUUGACCUUAUACUUGUCAUGCUUUGGUUCAGCAUUACUGUUUAGCUUUUAACUGUUGUAUUGCCUUUGAGAUAUCUUGCUUCUGCUUUGAUUUGUUUGUCAAAGCACUUU
Messenger RNA from Epinephelus fuscoguttatus (brown-marbled grouper), 1917 nucleotides. RefSeq names its product GPI-linked NAD(P)(+)--arginine ADP-ribosyltransferase 1-like. The coding region runs from base 125 to 1168 and encodes 347 amino acids. The transcript has 3 exons. The record is from RefSeq and is a predicted model, not a curated record. Gene Ontology annotation, molecular function: NAD+ poly-ADP-ribosyltransferase activity; NAD+-protein-arginine ADP-ribosyltransferase activity. NCBI's taxonomy places the organism in Eukaryota, Metazoa, Chordata, Actinopteri, Perciformes, Serranidae.